CGCGCCAUAGUGGCUGCGGCCGCGCGCGUUGUGAGGGAGGACGGGGAGUCUGUGCUGGAGCACGAGCGGCGGCGGCCGGCCGGCGGGCGGGCAGCGGCAGGAGCCGCCUCGGCUUUCUGGGCACUCCCCCGUCACCCGACUAGCCGAGCCGGAGUUAGUAGAUGGGGCAGAGCUGUGCCCGCUGAGGAGGAGCCGGGGAGAGGGAGCCGGGGCCAGCCGCAGCAAUGCAGCAAGUUUUGGAUAAUCUUACUGAUCUGCCCACAUCAACAGGAGCUGAAGAAAUAGACCUUAUUUUCCUCAAAGGAAUUAUGGAGAACCCUAUUGUAAGAUCACUUGCUAAGGCUCAUGAGCGACUGGAAGAUUCUAAACUUGAGGCUGUCAGUGACAACAACCUGGAGCUAGUGAAUGAAAUUCUUGAAGACAUCAGUCCUUUAAUAAACAAAGAUGAAAGUAUUGCAGAAUUAGUUGGUAUACUCAAGGAACCUCAUUUUCAGUCACUCUUGGAAGCCCAUGAUAUUGUGGCAUCAAAGUGUUAUGAUUCCCCUCCUUCUAGCCCAGAAAUUAAUAAUUCUUCAGUGAACAACCAGGUAGUACCAGUAGAUGCCAUUCGUAUACUUGGUAUUCACAAACGAGCAGGGGAGCCACUGGGUGUUACAUUUAGGGUUGAGAAUAAUGAUCUAGUAAUAGCACGAAUCUUGCAUGGCGGAAUGAUAGAUCGACAAGGUCUUCUGCAUGUGGGAGACAUCAUUAAAGAGGUGAAUGGUCAUGAAGUUGGAAACAAUCCAAAAGAGCUACAAGAACUACUGAAAAAUAUUAGUGGCAGUGUCACUCUGAAAAUUCUUCCCAGCUAUAGAGACACUGUUAUUCCUCAACAGGUAUUUGUGAAGUGUCAUUUUGAUUAUAAUCCAUACAAUGACAACCUGAUCCCAUGCAAAGAAGCAGGUUUGAAAUUUUCUAAAGGAGAAAUUCUUCAAAUCGUAAACCGUGAAGACUCAAAUUGGUGGCAGGCUAGCCAUGUCAAAGAAGGAGGAAGUGCUGGCCUUAUACCUAGCCAGUUCCUGGAAGAGAAGCGGAAGGCAUUUGUUAGGAGGGACUGGGAUAAUUCGGGGCCCUUUUGUGGAACAAUAAGUAGCAAAAAAAAGAAAAAGAUGAUGUAUCUCACAACUAGAAAUGCAGAAUUUGAUCGUCAUGAAAUCCAGAUAUAUGAGGAGGUAGCCAAAAUGCCUCCUUUUCAGAGGAAGACAUUGGUCUUAAUAGGGGCCCAGGGAGUGGGUCGAAGAAGUUUGAAAAACAGAUUUAUAGUAUUGAAUCCCAUUAGGUUUGGAACUACAGUGCCAUUUACUUCACGAAAGCCAAGGGAUGAUGAAAAAGAUGGGCAAGCAUACAGAUUUGUGUCACGAGUUGAAAUGGAGGCAGAUAUUAAAGCUGGCAGAUACUUAGAACAUGGAGAGUAUGAAGGAAACCUUUAUGGCACCAAAAUAGAUUCCAUCCUUGAAGUGGUUCAGACUGGAAGGACGUGCAUCUUGGAUGUGAACCCACAGGCCUUGAAAGUAUUGAGGACUUCAGAGUUUAUGCCCUAUGUAGUGUUUAUUGCUGCUCCAGAGUUAGAGACUCUGCGUGCUAUGCACAAGGCUGUGGUGGAUGCUGGAAUUACAACCAAACUUCUAACAGACACUGAUUUGAAAAAAACAGUUGAUGAAAGUUCACGGAUUCAGAGAGCAUACAACCACUAUUUUGAUCUCAUCAUUGUAAAUGACAAUCUAGACAAAGCCUUUGAGAAGCUACAGACUGCUAUAGAGAAAUUGAGGUUGGAGCAACAAUGGGUCCCAAUUAGUUGGGUAUACUGACAGAUUUUUGAAGAUGGGCUUAGCUAACAAAUGAAAAUAGCUGCAACAAACAUUCUCAGAAGACAUUCUGUAGAGAUGGAAGAUACCUGCAGCACCCUUGCAUUUUUACUCUGUGUAUAUUCAGAUGAUAGUACACUAUUCUGAGUUUUUAUAUAACAUAUUGAAGGAAAAGUGUACUUAAAUAUGUAAUUUAUUUUAAUUUUUCUAACUUUUUACAGAUAACCUUUCUAUUCAUGUCACGUGAAGGAAAUGCGUUGAAGCAUUUUUAUAUGUUUUAAUUUAGUACCUUUGCCUUUUUCAUCUAAACUUUCAAGUCAUUCACUUUAACAUUUACAUUUUGGUCUUACAUUUUCACUGUGAUAAGGAAGGAUACUUGAAACAAUUUUUGUAAAACUCUUGUUCAAGUUAGUGUUCAUCUGGUCAAAGGUCAGUUAUUAGGAGAAAACACUAAUCCUUUUCCUAAUAGGCACCUUUAAAUUAUUUUUUUAUGGGAGCAAAAUUUUAAAUAUUAAAGCAGCAACCAGCACUGCUUUGCUACAUUGCUCUGACAUCUUUCUGCUCAAUGUUUAUACAUUUUUGCAGUUUCAUGGUUUCUUGUUGUCUAUUUUGAUUUAGACAGAUGUACUGUAGACUUCCCCUCUGUGUACCAUUAAAAAACAAUAAUGUAAAACAAUACCUUGCACUCUACUUAUUAGGCUGUUCUUGGGAGAAAACCUUUUAGCCCAUUACAGUUGAGGUACUGAUGUCAGAAAGGUUGUAUGUAAUGUAAAUUGUUGUAGUUAGGAUCAUGGUGAAGUAGCCCGAGAAGAGAGCCUUAUAUUGCAGAGCCUUACAAUGAGGCUGUGUGUGUAGGACUAUUUAUUCACAUUUGUGAAAACACAUUGCUAAGGAAACCUGCUUUUUUAUUGAGGCGUUCGGUAUUUGUAUAUUGAUCUGUGAAUUGAGUUCAUGUGAUAUUUAGCUGGCUCUUAUUUUACAUUUUGGAAUAUUGUGAGUGAUCAGCUGUUGUGUUUUGUGAAAUGUGAUGUAAUGAGAUUUUUGUGCUAUUUGUUAUAUUGUGUUUAAACUGCAUUCUUCAUUGAAUAGCUUGUGAAAUUUGAAAGUUAUUGUCAGAUGCUAAAAAUCAAUGUUAUUUAUAUUUUGUUUUAUAACAUGA
Malaclemys terrapin pileata is the source of this 3003-nucleotide messenger RNA. RefSeq names its product protein associated with LIN7 2, MAGUK p55 family member (gene PALS2). Bases 225 to 1847 code for a protein of 540 amino acids. Gene Ontology annotation, molecular function: protein binding. Lineage: Eukaryota; Metazoa; Chordata; Testudines; Emydidae. The transcript has 12 exons. Gene Ontology annotation, cellular component: cell-cell junction; plasma membrane. The record is from RefSeq and is a predicted model, not a curated record.